Molecule: messenger RNA, 2730 nt
Organism: Diutina rugosa
Lineage: Eukaryota; Fungi; Ascomycota; Pichiomycetes; Serinales; Debaryomycetaceae
Exons: 1
Coding region: 1-2730 (909 amino acids)
Source: RefSeq, a predicted model, not a curated record
AUGAUCAUGGGACUACCAGGACGGUUUAUUCGGGGUUAUGCCAUCGAUAUCCAUCAAAAUACCCAACCUACCACUUCAUUGGCACAGACGAUUGAGGCUAUGGUCCACCGGGGACCCGAUUUCCUCGAAAUACCACCAAAUACAGGUACUUCUACGGUGUCAGUGGACGAGGGUGAAAUAUCGUCUAAACUGGCGGAAAACCUGAUUACCGAGAUUGUUGAGGAUAACUAUACACUACCACCGUCUCGGGGUUCAAUUAUCGAGUACUAUACCUGGGGGAAACCCUCGAAAACCGUCGGUAUAGUUGUCCGCGAUGUCCAGCUGAAAUUCAACGAAAACUACAAUACCGUGGUGGUUUUAACUCUGGAAAACGAGCUCGAGUUUGUUUCGGGCCAGCAGGUGACGUUCCACUGGCACCAGGUGGUGGAUAGCGGCUGGUUGGCGUGUGAGGCGAUUAUGGAAAACCGCUUCAACACCGAGUUUCCCCUAAGAAAACGGGCCGUUGCCAUUACCCGAUCGUUUAUUAAAGGCUUGGAGACCAUUCUGAGUCAGUUGAGUUACGAGGUGGAGCGCACCUACGCCCAAUACGCCCAGUCUCACCAGGCGGUGGCGGUGGGGCUUGUCCAGAUUUUGGAGAGCUGUAAGCUUCCAGAGCUGGUGUUACCGCUCUUAUGGAAGUCGUACUGGCACCAGCAACUUGUGAUUGGAGGUCUCUACCGCGCCGUGUGCCGCCUGAGCCUGUGGGUCGUCCCCUCUUCGGUCGUUUUCGGGCCGUUACUGGCGUGGCACGAGACCAAUUGUGGGUCUCGGGGUUGUCUGAACGAAGUGAUGAAACGGCCAGUAUUUCUUGCUAAUCUGGUGGAGAAUACCGCGGCAAUUGCCACGCUUAAAUGUGAUUUACAGCAGGAAGAAGCGCUUAAAUCGUACCAGAAUUUCAUUAAAACCACCGUGAAUAACUUACCCGAGACUAACCGAGUGUCCCAUUUGACGGCGUGGUUCGGUAUCUGGGACGGGAAGCAGUUCCAGCCCCUUUUGACGGCAUUGAAAUUGGUGGCGAUAUACCCCCAUCCAGAAGUAUCGGCGAUGCUAUCUCAACUUGAGCCGUUUAGCGAUGGAACCCAGGCGUCGGUCCUCCAGUUUCUUCGUCUGAUUGGCUUGUAUUCCGAUAAAACGGAUAUGUGGCGCAGUGCCUCGAUGGGGGGCCCCCUCGCCAACAUGGCCAUUGUCGUCGACCGAAACCAAAAACAGAUACAACAAACCAAUACUAAGGUUGUGGUUGACGACUUAAAUGACAAGUUCCGUCACUUGCGCCAGAAACACCGGUUUGGCGAUGCUACUCCCAUUUUCGUGGUUCUGCCUGGGGUGGGAGUUUCGCUUGAAAAAGUCAAUCUGCGCAACUACCGAGUCAAUAUCCACGUCCCCGACGUCAUGGCUCGGUUGUGUCCCAAUCUGGACGAGUUUGAUAGCAUUUUGGGGGUGGAAUCGCUGUCGGUGUCAGAAGUGCUUACUCGGUUUAAAUUACACUUUCAGGCUCAGGGACAACUGGAAGGGGUUGAUUACAUGGCUGCACAUCAAUUAUGGCAGCAGAAACCGCAAUCGCCGACCCAGGCGACGUGUAUGACCCUCUCAUUGGCCUAUAACACCUAUGAGCUGAACCCGUUUAAAGACGUUGAAAAUAAAGCGGAAGUGACUCUCGACACUCUUGGUGCUGCCACGAUUAAGAUGCUUUCAAAAACUGAGCUUGAGGAGUGUUUAGCGGGUAAAUUAGAGCCGAGUCCGUUGCGGCUCUUCCGACCACGUGAUCCACAACCACGUAAACUCUCGCCCAGCGACUGUCACGACUUACGCUUCAUAUACCUGGUACUCCAAACGCAUUUUAAGACGAGAAACCACCAGGGGGCAUUGAUGGUGGAGCCUCCACUUGAAGGGAUUAACGAGAGAAGUAACCUAUUCAUUGCCGAAGUGGACCAAUUAGCAUCAACGAUCGCUUCAUCGUUUGCCCAGAGGAACCAGGUGGCCAUGGUCUACCAAACACAACAAAUCUUGGACUCUUUAAGCUCGGAUUCGGUGGUGGUUUCGCACCAUAAUAACCAGUUUUUGCCGCAAUACCUGGCCCAGCUGUUUUACCAGACGCUUUUAGCACGUGACCACAGAGGCUACGUCUCCAAGCCGGCAGAAGUGAUUGGCAAUCAAUUUUUGGCCUCCCCCAGACUUUCAGUGGUGGGGGGGAUGCACCAGAGGUAUGGUAGUAGUGGGGGUUAUUGUGCGAUAACUCAAGGGCAAGCAGUGGCAGUGCUCCUCAACCAGCUCCAGUUGGUGUAUACCGUCCACCACAACUUCCUCAGGGGCAAUACCACUAAGAGACACUAUACUUACCUCAGGGGUUAUGGCUAUAGACAACUGGCGAUGCUGGUGCGGAUGGUGCUGGCGCUUCUAGCUCAAGUCCAACGGUGUCAUGACCAAAUCGAGGCUGGGAAAAGGGCUAAACGGAGCUCUAUGGUGGAGGUCGACGAGGUGGGGGGUGGUUCUGAAGUGGUAAUCACCCAUGGCGGCCAGUAUCUUCGUGAAUUAGACCAUCGGGUUCUGAUGGGAUACCACUUGAGGAUGGGUCAUGAAGUGAUGGUUUUAACCAAGAAUGAUGUCAUCCACCAGUUGGGAGGAGUGGUGGAGGUUGAAGAAGCCUACCGUGACCGGUUUGGCCGGUUUACCGUCUUUGUUGAGGUGGAGUAA